Molecule: messenger RNA, 351 nt
Organism: Penicillium lagena
Lineage: Eukaryota; Fungi; Ascomycota; Eurotiomycetes; Eurotiales; Aspergillaceae
Exons: 2
Coding region: 1-351 (116 amino acids)
Source: RefSeq, a predicted model, not a curated record
AUGAUUCGCAGCGUGACAUUACUGACACUCGCUGGUCUGAUCCGACCCCAUCGACACGGGGGGACAAUGGGACUCAUGUACUCAGCACCCUCUUUCCCAGAGGCGCUGCUCAAAUGGCUCGUAGAACGUAGUCUGGGAGGUGAUAAAGCCACCAUCGGAACCAACUGCAAGGCCCAGAACCACAAGUCUGGGAUCUACUUCAGCUUCAAUAUCCUGAAUGGGACAUCUGAAGAGCUUCUCAAGCAAAAUGGCCCAGAUGAAGGCUCGCUGAUAGAGGCAUACCCCCAAGUCAAUGUAGUCCAGCAGCGCUCUAAGCAAGGACACUUUACACGCACAUAUCAACAACUAUAA